Microplitis mediator is the source of this 2420-nucleotide messenger RNA. RefSeq lists its product as uncharacterized. The transcript is spliced from 2 exons. The record is from RefSeq and is a predicted model, not a curated record. NCBI's taxonomy places the organism in Eukaryota, Metazoa, Arthropoda, Insecta, Hymenoptera, Braconidae.
AAACAACCCGAGUCGAUGGAAGGAUCACAGUUUGUCAACGACUUCUUAGCUCAUCUAAUAUUAUUUGAUUCGAAAUAAGUAUAAUACAAAUAUAACUUCGAAAAUGAAAGCUGUUUUAAUUUGGUUUCUGGGUACUUUGGCACUUGUCCUAAGUCAUCCUGGGAUCAGAGACGGUCAUCAACCUGCACCAUACAUAAAUCGUCCUAAAUUGCCAUCGAACCCUCCACGAUACAGUCGCUCGGCUGAUCCUCAAGGAUCUAUUGUCUUUCAACACACGAAGCCUUUGGAUGGACCAGAACGUCGUCCAAGUUGGAAUUUAGACUACCAGCAUAACAUCUAUGAAGGUAAAAAUGCCCAAAUAAGUGCUUCAGGUGGUGCGCUAAAGCUUCCCGGAAGAGAUGUUCAACCUCAUGUUGGUAUCCAAGGAUCAUGGAGAUUCCGUCGAUCACCUGAACCUCAAGGAUCUAUUGUCUUUCAACACACAAAGCCUUUGAAUGGACCAGAACGUCGUCCAAGUUGGAAUUUAGACUACCAGCAUAACAUCUAUGAAGGCAAAAAUGGCCAAAUAAGCGCUGCAGGUGGUGCGCUAAAGCUUCCCGGAAGAGAUGUUCAACCUCACGUUGGCAUCCAAGGAACCUGGAGAUUCCGUCGUUCCCCAGAACCUCAAGGAUCUAUUGUCUUUUAACACACGAAGCCUUUGGAUGGACCAGAACGUCGUCCAAGUUGGAAUUUAGACUACCAGCACAAUAUCUAUGAAGGCAAAAAUGGGCAAAUAAGCGCUGCAGGUGGUGCGCUAAAGCUUCCCGGAAGAGAUGUUCAACCCCACGUUGGCAUCCAAGGAACCUGGAGAUUCCGUCGUUCCCCAGAACCUCAAGGAUCUAUUGUCUUUCAACACACGAAGCCUUUGGAUGGACCAGAACGUCGUCCAAGUUGGAAUUUAGACUACCAGCAUAACAUCUAUGAAGGCAAAAAUGGCCAAAUAAGCGCUUCAGGUGGUGCGCAAAAACUUCCCGGAAGAGGUGUUGAACCUCACGUUGGCAUCCAAGGAACCUGGAGAUUCCGUCGUUCCCCAGAACCUCAAGGAUCUAUUGUCUUUCAACACACGAAGCCUUUGGAUGGACCAGAACGUCGUCCAAGUUGGAAUUUAGACUACCAGCAUAACAUCUAUGAAGGCAAAAAUGGCCAAAUAAGCGCUUCAGGUGGUGCGCAAAAACUUCCCGGAAGAGGUGUUGAACCUCACGUUGGCAUCCAAGGAACCUGGAGAUUCCGUCGUUCCCCAGAACCUCAAGGAUCUAUUGUCUUUCAACACACGAAGCCUUUGGAUGGACCAGAACGUCGUCCAAGUUGGAAUUUAGACUACCAGCAUAACAUCUAUGAAGGCAAAAAUGGGCAAAUAAGCGCUUCAGGUGGUGCGCUAAAGGUUCCCGGAAGAGAUGUUCAACCCCACGUUGGCAUCCAAGGAACCUGGAGAUUCCGUCGUUCCCCAGAACCUCAAGGAUCUAUUGUCUUUUAACACACGAAGCCUUUGGAUGGACCAGAACGUCGUCCUAGUUGGAAUUUAGACUACCAGCAUAACAUCUAUGAAGGCAAAAAUGGCCAAAUAAGCGCUUCAGGUGGUGCGCAAAAACUUCCCGGAAGAGGUGUUGAACCUCACGUUGGCAUCCAAGGAACCUGGAGAUUCCGUCGUUCCCCAGAACCUCAAGGAUCUAUUGUCUUUCAACACACGAAGCCUUUGGAUGGACCAGAACGUCGUCCAAGUUGGAAUUUAGACUACCAGCAUAACAUCUAUGAAGGCAAAAAUGGCCAAAUAAGCGCUUCAGGUGGUGCGCAAAAACUUCCCGGAAGAGGUGUUGAACCUCACGUUGGCAUCCAAGGAACCUGGAGAUUCCGUCGUUCCCCAGAACCUCAAGGAUCUAUUGUCUUUCAACACACGAAGCCUUUGGAUGGACCAGAACGUCGUCCAAGUUGGAAUUUAGACUACCAGCAUAACAUCUAUGAAGGCAAAAAUGGGCAAAUAAGCGCUUCAGGUGGUGCGCUAAAGGUUCCCGGAAGAGAUGUUCAACCCCACGUUGGCAUCCAAGGAACCUGGAGAUUCCGUCGUUCCCCAGAACCUCAAGGAUCUAUUGUCUUUUAACACACGAAGCCUUUGGAUGGACCAGAACGUCGUCCUAGUUGGAAUUUAGACUACCAGCAUAACAUCUAUGAAGGCAAAAAUGGGCAAAUAAGCGCUUCAGGUGGUGCGCUAAAGGUUCCCGGAAGAGAUGUCCAACCUCACGUUGGUAUCCAAGGAACAUGGAGAUUCUGAUAUGUAAAGAAUAGUCAAUAAAAUUAAGUAUUUAUCAAAUAUUGUAAAUAAAUUCUCGGUUUUUACUACAUACCUGUAAUGUUCUUAUACUAAAAUAAAUCGUACAUCAAUAUCA